Heteronotia binoei (common prickly gecko) is the source of this 933-nucleotide messenger RNA. RefSeq names its product olfactory receptor 13H1-like. Gene Ontology annotation, molecular function: G protein-coupled receptor activity; olfactory receptor activity. The transcript has a single exon. The record is from RefSeq and is a predicted model, not a curated record. Bases 1 to 933 code for a protein of 310 amino acids. Gene Ontology annotation, cellular component: membrane. Gene Ontology annotation, biological process: G protein-coupled receptor signaling pathway. Lineage: Eukaryota; Metazoa; Chordata; Lepidosauria; Squamata; Gekkonidae.
AUGGGAAUGCCAAAUGAGACCACGGUGACUGAAUUCAUCUUGAUUGGGUUAUCCGAACACCCCCAAGCAAGGGCUGUGUUCUUCUCUUUCCUUUUGAUAGCCUAUCUCAUCAGCUUCCUUGGGAACAGCCUCAUCCUCAUAUUGAUUAUUGCCGACUCCCGCCUUCAUUCUCCCAUGUAUUUCUUUCUCUGCAUCCUCUCUUCAUUAGACCUCAUCCUCUCCAACAAUGCACUGCCUGAGAUUCUGGUCAACUGCUUCUUUUACAGGCCCACCGUCAACUUCUACAGGUGUUUGGUUCAGAUGUAUGUCGGUCUGUUUCUUGUUUCGACAGAAUGCGUCCUUCUGGCCAUCAUGGCUUACGACCGCUUUGCCGCUAUCUGCCAGCCCCUUCACUACACGCAGAUCAUAAGCUGGAGACUUUGCAUCAGUCUGGCGACUGCAUCCAUGGCUUUCUCCUUUGUCGUAACCCUUAUCACCAUGCUGCUCCAGCCAACUGACUUCUGUGGACGAAAUAUCAUUAACCAUUUUGCGUGCGAGCUGCAGUCGUUCCUCAAGCUGGCCUGCUCUGACACACUUGCUAGUGAGCUCUUCAUGCACAUUUCCAGCCUCUUUCUUCUAAUCCCACCCUUUGGUUUCAUUGUUGUGACCUACGGGCGCAUCGGCUUAGCGGUCCUGCGCAUUCGGUCGACGCAGGGUCGCAAGAAAGCCUUCUCCACCUGCAGUUCUCACCUCACGGUGGUCAGUGUCUUUUAUGGGACAAUCAUGAUCAUGUACUUGAAACCCGAAGCAAAAUCUGCUUCUGAUCAAGAUAAGGUCAUUUCUUUAAUGUACGGGGUCUUAACUCCCAUGCUCAACCCGGUGAUUUACAGCUUGAGGAACAGGGACGUGAAGGGAGCGUUCUGGAAAGUGUUUGGAAAGAAAACAUCUGAAUAA